This is a messenger RNA of Prinia subflava (tawny-flanked prinia), 6329 nucleotides long. RefSeq names its product RNA sensor RIG-I (gene RIGI). The record is from RefSeq and is a predicted model, not a curated record. The coding region runs from base 771 to 3554 and encodes 927 amino acids. NCBI's taxonomy places the organism in Eukaryota, Metazoa, Chordata, Aves, Passeriformes, Cisticolidae. The transcript is spliced from 18 exons. Gene Ontology annotation, cellular component: cytoplasm. Gene Ontology annotation, biological process: cytoplasmic pattern recognition receptor signaling pathway; antiviral innate immune response. Gene Ontology annotation, molecular function: single-stranded RNA binding; zinc ion binding; double-stranded RNA binding.
CCGUCCGUCCAUUACAAGCCCAUGACUCAGUGCUGCUGUGUUGGCAGGCUUUAGAAAGCGGGAAUCUUGUGCUGGGCCAGUAUCUGUGAGUUUUCUGUUUGAGGACGGCACAUCCACUCAGCACGUGGUAAGAGGGAGGUUUGCGUGUGGAGCUGUCACGUUUAGCAGCGCUUCCGACUGGGGCUGCUUUCUGCCCUGCAACAGCACUGCCCCUUGGGCAAGCCUUCUCCUUCGACGUUCACCUGCCUGAUCCAUUUCCUAAAAGCUUUUACAAGUGCUUCUAUCUUAAAACAAACAAACAAACAAACAAACAAACAAACAAAAAAAACCCAAAAAACCACCAACCACCACCACAAAAAAACACCACCCCAGGAUACAGCCCAUAAAGGCUCGUUCGGGUUUUUCUGGGGACAAGAGGGAAGAGAAGGUAGGUCGAUGCAUUUACUCCUGUUUCUUCGCUGUGCUUUUUCUCACCCUGAAAACCGCAAAAACGGACUGGUUACAGCCUUUCCAACCCUAUCCAUGCUCAUAUGACUAGUAGAGGAGGGGGCGGCAGUCCCCUUUUUCUUUUGCUAGGGACAGAUGCAAGCGCAAUGCGCCGUUCCCGUUCCAGACCGCUUUCAGUUUCCAUUCUUCAGCUGCACUGAAGUUUCUUUUUCCCGUCGCUCCCUGCUUGGGGGCGGCUCCCGCUCUCUCCCCAGCAGGUUUCCCCUCUCAGCUGCCGGGAUCGGGAUCGGGCCCGCCGGCGGCGCUGCGCAGCCGGCCUCGCCAUGACGGCGGAGGAGAAGCGGAACCUGCAGUGCUACAGGCGGUACAUCGAGAGGAGCCUGAACCCCGUGUACAUCCUCAGCAACAUGACGGACUGGCUGUCGGACGAGGUGAAGGAGCGGGUCCGAAAGGAGGAGGAGAAGGGCGUGACGGCGGCCGCCGCGCUGUUCCUGGACGCCGUGCUCCUGCUGGAGGCGGAGGGCUGGCUCCGGGCCUUCCUGGAUGCCCUGGCCGCAGCAGGUUACACUGGACUGGCAGAAGCAAUUGAAAAUUGGGACUUCAGCAAACUGGAAAAACUGGAGCUGCACAGGCAGCUGUUGAAGCGGAUAGAAGCAACAAUGCUAGAAGUUGAUCCUGUAGCAAUCAUGCCAUACAUAAACACAUGCCUGAUAGAGAGGGAGUGUGAUGAGAUCCUGCAGAUCAGUGAAUACAAGAGCAAAGCAGCCGGGAUAACUAAACUCAUCGAAUGCCUCUGUCGCUCGGAUAAGGAAAACUGGCCCAAAAGUCUUCAGCUGGCAUUGGAUAAUGCAGGAUAUUACAAUGCAAGUGAACUGUGGAAUAUAAGAGAAGAUAAUGGCAAAGAUGUUGAUGGUGAAAUGACAGAUGCCUCUGAAGAUCACUUUGAAACCAUGAUGACAUUUUCUGAAGAAGCGGAAUGUGAUAAUCUCAGUGAAAAUCUCUCUUCAGUUUCAGAAAGUGUCUAUGAGUCUUCACCUGUUUAUGAACCAAAGAAGGCUCGGAGCUACCAAAUUGAGCUUGCACAGCCUGCUAUUGAUGGGAAAAACACACUGAUUUGUGCCCCCACAGGAUCUGGGAAAACUUUUGUGGCACUUCUGAUUUGUGAACAUCAUUUGCAAAACAUUCGCUCAGGACAAAAGGCAAAAGUUGUCUUCCUUGCAACCAAAGUGCCAGUGUAUGAGCAACAGAAAAAUGUAUUCAGGCAGCAUUUUGAAAGAAGUGGAUACUCUGUUCAAGGAAUUUGUGGUGAAACAGUGGCAAAUAUCUCUGUAGAGAAUGUUAUACAGGACAGUGACAUCGUUGUGCUAACACCCCAGAUUCUUGUGAAUAGCAUAGAGAAAGGGAUCCUUAGCUCCCUCUCCAUCUUCACUCUGAUGAUAUUUGAUGAGUGCCACAACACUACAGGCAACCACCCUUACAAUGUGUUGAUGGCCAGAUACCUGGAUCAAAAAUUUGACUCCUCUGCAAACCAGCUGCCUCAGAUUGUAGGUUUAACUGCUUCUGUUGGAGUUGGUAAUGCUAGGAACACCAAUGAAACUGUAGAGCACAUCUGUACCCUCUGCUCCUAUCUUGACAUACAGGCCAUAUCCACUGUCAGAGAGAACAAAGAAGAUCUGCAGAGGUUUAGAAACAAGCCAGAAACACAUAUCAGAUGGGUUAAAAUGCGAGCUCAGAAUCGCUUUGCAGACAUCAUCUCAGGUCUGAUGUCUGAGACAGAGGUGUUGAUGAGGAAGACUUACUCAGUGGAUACCGUCUCCCAAAUCAAUAAGAAUUACUUUGGAACACAGAGAUACGAACAGUGGAUAGUUUCCACUCAGAGGAAAUGCAGACUGUUGCAACUGGAAGAUAAGGAGAAGGAAAGCAAUAUUUGUAGAGGCAUUUUCAUUUGUACUGAACAUUUGCGGAAAUUCAAUGACGCUCUCAUUAUCAGUGAAGAUGCCCGCAUCGAAGAUGCUUUGGCCUACCUAAAUGAAUUUUUCACCAAUGUAAAAAAUGGACCAUAUACAGAGUUAGAGAAGCAACUGACGGAGAAAUUUCAAGAGAAAGAAAUAGAGCUGACUGCCCUUUCAAAAGAUGAGUCAAAUGAGAAUCCAAAGUUGGAAGAGCUCACUUGCAUCCUGGAUGAAGCAUACCACUAUAACCCAGAGACUCGCACUAUUCUCUUUGCCAAGACAAGAGCCUUAGUAGCUGCUUUGAAGAAGUGGAUAGAAGCAAACCCUCUACUUAGCCACAUAAAGACAGAUGUGUUGAUGGGUAAGGGAAGAAGAGAUCAUAAAACAGGUAUGACCCUGCCAAUGCAGAAGUGUGUACUGGAGGCAUUCAGAAAUGACAAAGACAUCAGACUGCUAAUUGCUACAUCUGUUGCUGACGAAGGCAUUGAUAUUACUGAGUGCAACCUUGUGGUGCUCUAUGAAUACUUCGGUAAUGUCACCAAAAUGAUCCAAGUCAGAGGUCGUGGAAGGGCAAAAGACAGCAAGUGCAUCCUUGUGACAAGCAAAACAGAAGUGGUUGAGAAUGAAAAACUAAACACUUACAAGGAAGAAAUGAUGAAUGCAGCUAUCGAAAAGCUACAGAACUGGGAUGAAACAACAUUUGCAAGAAAGAUACAUCAGCUGCAAAUGAAGGAAAAGAUACUACGAGAUUCCAGGAAGAACGAAACAAAACGUGAAGUAGUGGAAGGGAAAAAAAAUCUUUUGUGUGGAAAAUGCAAAGUAUAUGUCUGCAGUACAGAUGACAUCAGAAUUAUAAAGGAAUCUCAUCACACUGUCCUAGGUGAUGCGUUCAAGGAGCGUUAUCUAACAAAGCCCCAUAGGAAACCAGUUCAGUUUGAUGGUUUUGUGAAAAAAAGCAAGAUGCAUUGCCGAAAUACUGAGUGCCAGCAUGACUGGGGGAUCAUAGUGAAGUACAAGACAUUUGAUAAUCUGCCAGUGAUCAAAAUCAAAAGCUUUGUACUAGAGAAUGUUGAAACUGGGACACAAAUGGAGUUUCAGAAAUGGAAAAGUAUUAAUUUGUCUUUGAAGAAUUUUGAUGAAGAAACAUCCAGCUGAACUCAACAUUUUAAUGGAUAUAUUGUUCUAGUGCACUAUGCUGAACUAGCAGAUGAUCUAUUUUCUUUUAAAACUUUUGUUCUUUAUGCUAGGCCACUCACCUGCAUCUGGCUAGAUUACAAAAGGCUGGCAAACCCACUAAAACCAAUGUUUGCUAUAUAAUUAGAUACUUCACCAGAAGGACAAACAUGAGCCUAGGUGUCUAGAUCCAAAUCAUUAUGGCUGUGAGAAACCUGGUAGGAAAAAAGUAAGAUCAAGUCAAAUGACUUAACUAAAUAUCCAGCUUUAGGUGACAGGCUACACCUUCAAGAACUGAGGUGCAAACCGGCAUCUCCUUUGAUACUACUAAUGUGUUGUUGGAUUGUACAUCCUUGAGAACAACAUGGCUUACUAGCACUUCAGGCACUACUCUAGCUACUUUUGAAACUUCUAAGAAAGUUACUAUAUAUCUUCUAGAUGUAGAUAUAUAAAAUUGAAAGAAAAAUGUCCAGUAACUUUUCUGUAAGGAAGAUACUACAUCUCUUAAAUCUGUCUUUAUUAGGAAAUGCUUCUGCAACAGUAAGAAAUGUAGUAGGGCAGAGCCCUCUUGGGGAUUCAUCCUUGUGAUUAAAAUGGUAGCACUUUUUUAUAUCACUACACCUUGACCAAGUUGCUGUUGCUCAAGUUGCAGAAUGGGCACCCUCCUGUGUUGCUGAACUGAACAAACCCUAAUAGGGACAAGACAGUGCCCUGGAUCAUGCGUGGAGGUUCUGUUGUGAUGAUGAUUAGCACUUACCUGGAUGCCCUGUCUCAUGGAUUACCCAGAUCCCAGACUUCUCUGGGAAAGCCAGAAAUUCCUACAUAGUUAUGAAAUGUACUUGUACAAUUCAAAGCACCUGCUGAUUCUACACAUCUUCAAUGAGUUCAGUAUUCAGGAUUUCUAGAACCAAAACCAAAUGCAUUUUAAGUUCAUUUUGUGUAUUUGACAGUGUGGUAAAGUAUGUAUGUUCAAGAAUUUUGUUACAAAACACCAUAACUAAUUUUAAAAACACAGAAAACAGACCAUACACCCCUUGCACCUAAUUUAAGAGUUUAAAAAAAUGAACCUAAAUUUAUGAGUUCAAAAAUGACUUUAAACUGCCUAUAUCCUACUCAUUGAGGCUUGCGGUGUUCUUGUAAAGUGUUGUGUGGCAUUAAAAGGAAAAGAACUUUGUAAGCACUACUUCAUGUUCCACCCCAGUCCACGGCUUUUACUGUGAAAGCUGCAUGCACUGUACAGGAAGGCUGAAUCUCAGUUCUACAGUAACUUCCUCUGUAUUUAGUUUUUACCUAAAAGGAAACACAGAACAAUGAAUAAAGAUGAUUUAUGUUUAGAUAAUGCCUCCCCUCCAAAAAUACUAGGAACAAAAUACUUUUGAAAAAGGCUGGUUCAGGUCAGAUUAAAAGUACAUGGAAAAAACACAGUUCUCAAGUAUCAAAUUGCUCGGUGAAGGUACCAUAUGCUUUGGGACUCUUGGCAUAAAAAAAUAAUCAGUCCAAAAUUCUAGUUUAUAGUAGUAACUACUAGGAAGUUAAACUUGAAAAGUUUUGGUAUUUUUGUAUUCUUUGAACACAAGGAUUUCAGACUAAAACAACUUAGCAAUUCAGCCUUAACGAGUACUAAAGGCUGAUGGGAUAACACAUUAUUAACAAUUCAGCUUGAUACAAGAAGCCUUUCCUUCAGUACACAGUGGAGAUGGGUGGGUGGGGAACAAUACCAGCACUCUAAUUUGGCUUUUGAGAGUUUGAUUUUUCUUUUAAAUUGAAGCUGAAAUUGUGUAUUUCUUACUAAGGUUACUACCAUAUUAACAACUCUCUGUUCACAGAAUCACAGAACAGCUAUAGUUGGGAGGGGCCUCCAAAGGUCAUCUUGUGACCCAAGGGAUUGCCCAGGACAAUGUCCACAUGUCCAGACAGAAUCUGAAUGUCUCCAAGGAUGGAGACACCACAAUCUCUUGGCAAUCUCCUCAGAUCAGCAUUUGGUCCCUGAGUGAAAAAGUGUCUCCUGUUGUUCACAAGGAAGAUCCCGCGUUUCACACUGUUCAUGCCCACUGCUUCUUUCUCUGUCAUUAAGCACCACUGGAAAGAGCCUGGUUGCAUAUUCUUUUGUGCCCUCCAUUCAGAUAUUUGUUCACAAACACCAAAGAUAUCCCCGAGCCUUGCCAUCACUGGACUAAACAGUCCUGGCUCUCAGCUUCUCCUUGUGAGAGACACUUCAGACCCUCCAACAUUGUGGUGGACCUCUGAUGGAUUUACUAGAGGAGCUCUAUCAGAAUCAAGCAAUAGCCUAUUUCAGGUACAGUGCAAUCUCUGUGCCCUCCUUAAGUCUCUUUCAUAACUAUUUUAAGCGUUGUUUUUUAUCUGGAAACAGCCAGACCUGACUGCACUAAAAACACUUUAGGAAAUUACUUUGAAGUAAUUUCUCCACUAUGUUAAUUGUUAUGGCAGUUCCUGUAAAUACAGUGAAAGAGUUAGAAUUAGUACUAUAAACUUGUUUAUCUCUGAGUAAGAAUAGUUUGUUCCUGUAAAUAUAUUCACAUGGCAUUGUUCAUUGGGCAGUCAUUUAGUGGAUGAAUGUAGUAACUAGUUGCUAACGGACACAGAAAUUGCUGACAAGGAUCUUGCAAGUGCAGAGAUUGUUUUCUUGAGGACACAAAACAGAGGGAAUUGUAUCAUGCCAGUAUUCUGUUGGGUUACAGAAGACUGACAGUAUCUGACAGUAUUUUUAUUCAUUCUAUCUCAUGCAAACUUGUCAAA